CGAUGUCCACCGCAACACCCGUCGACAAGCCCGCACCGCCAAAGCUCGACGUUGACGAAUAUCUAACCUCGGCGCUGAGCGCAACCCCCGCAGAGCUACACUCCUUCUUCACUGCGUUUCAGGAUCUGCAUUCCCGAAAGCUAUGGCACCAGCUGUCGAUAAAACUUGGUGAAUUUUUUGACCACCCGGCGUCAAGGCCAUAUCGUGUGGAUGUGUUCGAUCGCUUCGUACGAGACUUUGAGAUCAAGCUGAACCAGCUGAGGCUCGUCGAGAUGGGUGUCAAGGUUGCGAGGGAGAUCGACAACCCGAACGACCACCUGACAUUCCUCAAGUCUCUACUGGAACGUGUACCUGCCGACACAGCACCCGACGCCCAUGUCCUCCUGCUCUCGAACGUCGCACACACCAAACUUUCAUAUGGCGAUCUCGAAGGCACGAAGACAGAUAUGGACGCUGCGCUCAAAAUUCUUGACGGGCUGCCCUCCGUCGAGAAUCGCGUCCGGGCAGACUACUACAAGGUCGCCGCGGACUACUACAAGGGCAAGGCCGAAUACGCGCCCUAUUACCGCAACUCAUUGCUGUACCUCGCGUGCAUCGACCUCGCGGAUAUUGAGUCCGAGGAGCGCGUCUUGCGCGCACAUGAUCUCAGCAUAUCCGCCCUCCUCGGAGACACGAUCUAUAACUUUGGUGAACUUCUUAUGCACCCGAUCCUCGAUUCCCUCAACAGCACGUCAUACGAAUGGCUUAAGAAGCUGCUCUUCACCUUCAAUGAGGGCAAUAUCGGCAAAUUCGAGGCUCUCGCGCCGUUGUUUCCCAAAGAGCCGAUCCUGCAGGAAAACUACGCCUUUCUGCGCCAGAAGAUCUGUCUCAUGGCGCUCAUCGAGUCCGUGUUCAAGCGGAACGCGUACGACCGUACGUUCUCCUUCGAGACCAUCGCGCAGGAGACGCGUCUUCCGCUCAACGAGGUUGAGCAUCUCGUCAUGAAGGGCCUCAGCUUGAAGCUUAUACGCGGCAGCCUCGACCAGGUCGACCAAACGGCGACGAUCACCUGGGUCCAGCCGCGCGUGCUCUCGCAAGAGCAGAUUGGCCAGCUUGCACAGCGCCUCGCAGUCUGGAACCAGAAGCUGCACAAGGUUGAGGAGCGCAUCGCGCCCCAAGUACCCUCGACUGUAUGAUAGCCGCCUGUCAUGUACUCUAAUUCCUGUAUUUUAUUCGCUUCGGCGCGGGCCUCUAAGCUCUUAGACACGCUGCGGCCUCACAGGCG
Phanerochaete carnosa HHB-10118-sp is the source of this 1264-nucleotide messenger RNA. RefSeq lists its product as uncharacterized. Gene Ontology annotation, biological process: ubiquitin-dependent protein catabolic process. The annotation marks the transcript as partial. Gene Ontology annotation, cellular component: proteasome regulatory particle, lid subcomplex; nucleus; cytosol. The transcript is spliced from 5 exons. Gene Ontology annotation, molecular function: structural molecule activity. The record is from RefSeq and is a predicted model, not a curated record. Lineage: Eukaryota; Fungi; Basidiomycota; Agaricomycetes; Polyporales; Phanerochaetaceae.